UCAAGACUGCAAUAGUUGAUUUUAACGAAGCCUUUGAUUAAAUGCAUAACUAUUAGAAUUUCCAGGGAAGAAGGUUAGGAGCAGAUGUCUGCUAUCUAUGAUAACUGGGAGAGGCUGGUUGCUGCUGUUCUGCGAAAACAGCAGCUGUGGGAACUUUUUCAUGAUCACUCCAGGAGUCCCAGCAUCCUCUCUGAAGCAUCCGACUUUAGUUCUAGCUUCAAUCUGAGUUCUCGCACUCAUGAUCUAUCGCUUGAUUUUGCGUAUGGAAGUUUUGCAAGUUUGCGAAGAGCGCCUGCCAAGCUGGUUCUGAUUUCAGAUUUUAGUCCUGCUUUUGAUGUCAAAGAUGUAUACGUGGCUUCUGCUGAAAUACUUGGGAUCGGGACCUUUGGGAGUACGUUUAAGGCUGCAAUGGAUAAUGGGAUAAGUAUUGUGGUGAAGAGACUUAACAAGUCACUGGGUCUUUCUGAACCAGAUUUCAAGCGCCAUAUGGAUAUUGCUGGAAAUGUCAGGCACGAGAAUGUCGUUGCUUUAAGAGCUUGCUAUUCUUCUGAAGAUGAAAGACUCAUGCUGUAUGAUUAUUACAGUAAGGGGAGUGUGCAUGCAUUGUUACAUGGACAAAUUGUUGAAGAACAGUCUCACUUCGACUGGGAAGCCAGAUUAAGAACUGCAAUUGGUGCUGCAAGGGGUAUUGCUGCAAUACAUGCACAAAAUGGUGGGAAGCUUGCCCAUGGAAACAUAAAAGCAUCAAAUAUUUUUCUUAAUCCUCAACAGUGGGGCUGUGUAUCAGAUCUUGGCUUGGCAAAUAUGACAGGAACAACAUUGACACCAACUGCACGGUGCUAUGCUCCAGAAGUCAAGAAUACUCGGGACGUAUCCCAAGCAUCAGAUGUCUAUAGCUUUGGGAUUCUGCUACUUGAACUUCUCACUAGAAAAUCCCCUGUACAUUUCCCCGGUGGUCCUAAGGCUGUUGACCUAGUCAAGUUGGUUAGUUCUGUGAAAAGCAAGGAGAGGGCUGCUAAGGUAUUUGAUGCAGAGCUAUUGACCUAUGCUAGAAUAAGAGAUCAAGCGGUUGAAAUGUUGCAAAUAGGAAUGACAUGUGUUGCAAAAUCAAUAAAGAAGAGACCUAAAAUGUCUGAAGUAGUGCAGAUGUUAGCAGAUAUUAGUACAAUGAACCCAGGAAGUAAUCAUGUUUCUGUAGAAAGAAAUCUUGUAUUUUUGGAGGAUGCUAAUCCCACAUUCGACCUUGAGGAUAUGUUAAGGGCUUCUGCUGAGGUGCUUGGGAAAGGUACAUUUGGGACUUCUUACAAGGCAAUAUUAGAAGAUGGAACCACAGUCGUGGUGAAGAGAUUGAAGGAUGUAACUGUAACAUUCGAGGACUUUCAGCAGCACAUGAAGGUCAUUGGAAGAAUAAGGCACAAAAAUGUUGCUGAAUUAAGGGCGUACCACUUUUCAAGGGAUGACAAGCUCUUGGUGUACGAUUACUAUAAUCAGGGGACGUUAUCUACCUUGCUACAUGGGAAAAAGAAUACUGGAAAGAUACCUUUAGGCUGGAAGACCCGAUUGAAAAUAGCAGUCGGUGCUGCCAGGGGUAUCGCUCACAUCCACAGACAAGGUGGUGGGAAGCUUGUGCAUGGAAAUAUAAAAUCCUCAAAUAUUUUCCUGGAUGGACAAAAAUACAGCAUUGUCUCUGAUGCUGGACUGGCAAAAGUGACGAAUCCAAUUAGAAGGUCAGCUAUGCGCUUUACAGGCUACUGCGCACCUGAAGUUAUGGACACCAGGAAAGUGUCCCAAGCUUCUGAUGUCUACAGCUUUGGAGUUUUGCUGCUUGAACUUGUAUCUGGACGGCCACCUCAAUGGACCACAGAUGAUUUCGAGGUCAUCUUACUAGUUAACUGGAUCCAAACUCUUCUUCAUAAUGAAUGGACUCCUGAAGUGAUUGACUUGGUGCUUCUAAAGUAUGAAAAUGAGGAGGAGGCAAUGGUACAAGUGUUGCAAAUAGCUCUAGAUUGUGUGACUAUUGUCCCCGAGCAUAGACCAAGAAUGACUGAAGUAGUGAAGUUGUUGGAGGAAAUUAGUGGCAUCGAACCAUCCGAUGAAUCAAGAUUAGAAGAUAGAUUGGAGCAACCAAACAUUGAAUCAAGACUGGAAGAUCUAUUGGAGGAUUUGUUGCCCACACUGACACCAUAAAUGGCAUAGGACGGAAUGGGGUAACAUCUUAUCUUGAGAUUGAAAUAUGUGAAUUAAGUUCUCUUGUUUUUGGUCAUUAAAUAGUCUAUCUUGUCUUGAAAGUUGAAAUUUGUGAAUAAGAAGUUCCCUCCUCUUCUUUCUGGCCAUCAAAUGUUAGUCACCCCAUGCAUGUAUGUCUUGUACUUGUAAUUAAGUGUAAUAGUAUCUAGUUUCUUGGCUUAAUAAUAUUGAAUUCAUGUUGAAUA
Molecule: messenger RNA, 2432 nt
Organism: Sesamum indicum (sesame)
Lineage: Eukaryota; Viridiplantae; Streptophyta; Magnoliopsida; Lamiales; Pedaliaceae
Biological process (GO): protein phosphorylation
Molecular function (GO): protein kinase activity; ATP binding
Source: RefSeq, a predicted model, not a curated record